Molecule: messenger RNA, 987 nt
Organism: Rhinocladiella mackenziei CBS 650.93
Lineage: Eukaryota; Fungi; Ascomycota; Eurotiomycetes; Chaetothyriales; Herpotrichiellaceae
Exons: 2
Coding region: 1-987 (328 amino acids)
Molecular function (GO): protein binding
Source: RefSeq, a predicted model, not a curated record
AUGGCAGACAAAAAAUCUACUGGAAUGGAUGUCAACUCUCUUGUUCUCGCUCCUGAGGGCGAUGUGGUAUUGGUCGUAGGUGCGAAACAACUUCGCAUACGGGCGGACUCCCUCUUCCUCAAACGUCAUUCACCGGUCUUUACAGCUCUGUUUGGCCCAAACUUUUGCGAAGGUCAAGAUUUGAAUACCUCAUCGCCAAAGGAGAUUCCUCUGCCAGACGAUGAUCCGGAUGCCAUGACGGCGAUCUGCGCGACAAUGUACCACGCCUUUGAUCAGAUUCCGCGGAGCCCAGCAACAGGCUUUGUUCUCAGUAUAGUCAGACACGCAGAUAAAUACGAUUGUUACGAUGUCCUGACCUUGCCGUCCCAGGCCUAUGGCUGGCUCAAAUCCGAUAACUUGACUCUCGGUAAAGAUCUGGUAAAUACUCUCGCCAUAUCGUAUCUGGUCAGAGAUCAGGAAGCGUUUACAAAUGCGUCGAAAGCCUUGGUCUCGAAGUAUGAUGGAUCAUUUGCAGAUCUCGCCGACAAUGUAAUUUGUGACGUUCUGCCUUGGAAGACAUUCUGCAGAUUGGAGGAGCUUCGAACCCGUAUACAAACACUCGCAGCCAGUAUCGUAGUAUCAGCUUUACCUAAACCCAAUUACAGCGGCUACGGAUACACAAAGUACCAUUCUCCUGAAUGCUCCAAACUCGCGGAAGGGCUUCAAGAAAAAUUAAGGAAAGAUCUGUCAAUGGAAGCGCAACAAGAACGGGAGCAGAAUGAUCGCAAGUACUCAUAUAGGAAAUUUCCGCGUCCGCCAGCAACUUGGCAGCCGGAAAUCGGGCCUUUGCUUGAGAAAUUGCAGGAACUGGCGAAAGCCUGCAAGGGAUGCAAGAAAAGUGUGGAAGCUUCCCAGCUGCACACAUUUGGACUUAGAUUGGCAGGCAAUGACCUCAGGCAGGUUGCUAUGUUACCCGAAUGGUACUGGGGCUUGAAAUUGACCCAUUGA